AUGGUGACGCUUCGUAGCCACACACUAGAGAAGACCAGACGCUCGUCUUGGGCUUUUCUCCCUCAAGAGAUCCGCCGCAUGAUCCUAGAGGAGAUCUCUCGUCAAAGACGAUGGGGUUGUGCGUCCGCUGUUUGUAAAGAAUGGCAUGCCCUUAUUGCACCGAAGAAUCUCAACCGACUGGAGUUGAACAGAGCAUCCGCCGAGGGCCUGAAAACGAUCAUUCUGCAGAGACACAUCAUUCGCCGAAUCCACCUUAACAUCGAGCUCCCUUCUUAUGCCUGUCGGCGGUGUCAGCGAGUUUCUGGUUUAUGGGAGCCAGCAAAGCUCAUCAAAAAGGCGCUACGAAAGCUCUCUGGAGCGCUCGAAACCUGGGAGCCCACAGAUCGUAUAACGUUGGAACUCAAUAAAACUUGGGAUGAUCCAAAACACGGCUGGGUUAAAGGGAAGCAGGUGACGCUUCCAAACGCAGCCUCUAUCCUGCAGCUAUUCGAAACGAUCAGUCCGGAGAUCGCGGCUGGCGCGAAACCCGCACAAGUCCCUGCCGUCAAGGGCAUUGUGAUCCGCCGACAGAUGCGACGUAGAAUCAACCCGUCAACGCUCUGCAUCCUGCUGGAGCGGUUUCCAAAUGUGGAGAGCAUCGACUACGAGCCGUGGCGGGAUCUGUGCCACUCACUCGAUGAAAAUGGCUUGAUUUACGGACGUCAUGACCUCAUGAUGCAGGUUCUGCUUCGCAAACUGCCCCAGCACGUCAGAUCAGUGACUAUUUUCGAAGAUUUCAACGAACAGACCAUGGAGGCUAUUCGCAACGACAUGGACCCGUCCAUCAUCAGUAUGUCCAUGCAAAUAGAGACUCGCCGGUUCACAAGAUCUGAGUUGGGGGAAGCCUUCGCUGUGAAGAGCCGUGACCUCGAACAUCUUUCUGUGGCGUUUAUGAUCGAUGCUCGAGACUUCCUCAGAUCUUGCAAGAUGCUCAGUGACUGGCCUCGGCUCCGAUCGCUGAUACUCACAGCGCCGAUCAUGACGAAAGGAUCUCGGGACAGUAUAUUUGGCUUGUUGGUCAAUACUGGCGAGGUUGCGCAACAGAUGCUGCAUUUGAAGAGUCUCACCAUCUGGCACUGCUCUCGCGAGAAGGCCUGCGCAGUCAUCUUCCACAAGAACGAAAGGGAAGACAGAAACGGACAUGAUUCGGCGACCCUAACAUGGCGAGGAACACGCGAUUUCGAUUUCAGUAAAGAGGUGGUUGAGACAUGGCAGAAAGUCGUUCUACACAUGAUUGAGCGAGUGGAGGACGAAAUCAUCUCUCAUGGCGAUGCCAUCCAUCAUCUCCGUUUGCCUGAUGGUGUAAUUGAUCCUACAUCGCUGCGGCAGAUACGCCAGGAAGGGACAUUGCAAAGAGAGGCCUGGGCAGUGGAAGCUGAGCCCAGUGGAUGGACCUAAGGAAGAUCCAUAACGAAGCUGUUAUCAAUAGGAAAUAUGAUCACUGUGGUGACAUGAGCUGUUUGGGAAACAAAAGGAAUACUGGCGCUGAUUAUAAUUGAUUGUGGAAGAAG
Molecule: messenger RNA, 1550 nt
Organism: Fusarium oxysporum Fo47
Lineage: Eukaryota; Fungi; Ascomycota; Sordariomycetes; Hypocreales; Nectriaceae
Exons: 4
Coding region: 1-1437 (478 amino acids)
Source: RefSeq, a predicted model, not a curated record